Eucalyptus grandis is the source of this 4636-nucleotide messenger RNA. RefSeq names its product disease resistance protein RPV1. Gene Ontology annotation, molecular function: ADP binding. NCBI's taxonomy places the organism in Eukaryota, Viridiplantae, Streptophyta, Magnoliopsida, Myrtales, Myrtaceae. Gene Ontology annotation, biological process: defense response; signal transduction. The record is from RefSeq and is a predicted model, not a curated record. Bases 328 to 3816 code for a protein of 1162 amino acids. The transcript is spliced from 7 exons.
CCUAAGUCAACUCAGGUGCGUUCUGAGAAAACACUGCAAAAACCGAUGGCUCUCUUUGGUUCUCAGGAAAAGAAGGUGCGUUAAAACCACAAAUGAAGAACGGUUGUCCGAGGUAGGUGAUUUCGUGGAAGCCUACAGUAGUGAUCUUUCUUUGCAUCUUCUGUCGCUCACAGUGAGCCUGAAUCAAUCAAUAGUUGUUUUGGGACAAAAAAAGUCAGUCUACCGCCUCUCUUAUAAAAUUGCCAACGGGCGCAAGGUAACUGGGAAGUUGCAAUUUCGAACAAGCACAAUAGUUUGAUAUCGCUUUUGCAGCCAAAGAUCAUAGGAAUGGAACGUCUUGAAGGAAAGUCUCUCCCGCUCGGUGGUGAAUCUUCAUCGUCAUCAAGGAGGGAUUAUGAGGUGUUCUUGAGCUUCAGAGGGUCCGACACUCGCUUAACCAUCACGGACUCUCUCUAUGCGGCCAUGAUCCGGGCCAGGAUUUGCGUCUUCAAAGAUGACGAAGAGCUCCGUGUUGGGGAAGAGAUCAGGGGUGAGCUUUUGAGAGCAAUCUCCAAUUCAAAAAUCUACAUACCGAUCUUCUCUAAAAACUAUGCUUCCAGUAAAUGGUGUCUUCGUGAGCUCACUUACAUGGUGGAGUGUAAAAAGAGAGACGGCAAAGUGAUAUUGCCCAUCUUCUAUGGGGUCGAUGCAUCCAAUCUUAAGCUUAGAACUGGAUCGUAUGGUAAGGCCCUACGAAAGCAUGAGAGACAGUCAGGCGAAAAUAUGGCGAAGCGGUGGGAGGAGGCCCUCCGAGAGAUCGCUGGAGUUAAGGGAUGGAACUUAAAAGAUCACGGCCAAGACAAACUUAUAGCACUUGUUCUGGAAGAAGUUUUAAAUAAGCUAAGGUCUACACAAGGAAAUUGGUGUGAUGGCUUGGUGGGAAUUCAUGAUCAGAUGGAAGCCGUUAUGGAGUUGUUAGGCUUAGGUACUUCUGGUGUACGAUUUGUCGUGAUUCAUGGUAUGGGUGGUAUCGGGAAAACAACUCUUGCUAAGACUAUUUUCAAGCGCAUCUCUUCCCAGUUUCAAUGUUCCAUCUUUCUUUCAGAUAUCCGUGUAAACAAUACUUUAAGUUUGCAAAUGAAAUUAUUAUGCGACAUUCUUCAUACUCAACAUCCUAAAGUUAUUGAUGCUGAUGAGGGGAGGGACAUGAUCAAAAAAGGACUUGGUGAUAAGAAAGUCAUCCUUGUCUUAGAUGAUAUAGACAAGAGGGAUCGGCUCAUGAAGCUAGCUGGUAACUCUAGUUGGUUUGGACCAGGAAGUAGAAUUAUUAUCACAACUAGAAACACCUAUUUCUUAGCUCCCCAAACCGACACCCUAGAUGACAAUAUCAUCCCACUAGGUCAUCGAGAUUUCUUUUUUUAUGAAAUGAAGGAAAUGCAGUUUCACCAUGCUCUUCAACUAUUCAGCAUGCACUCCUUUGAAAAAGACUCACCUCCACAUGAUUACAUCAAUAUUUCAAGAGAAAUUGUUAGAAUUACCGGAGGACUACCAUUGGCUCUUGAGGUCAUAGGUUCAUUACUCCAUUCAAAAGGCAUGAAAACAUGGAAAGACAUGGCGAAUAAGUUGAAGAAAGUGCCCAACGAGGAUGUCCAAAAAAAGUUAUUGAUAAGUUAUGAAGAAUUGGAGUACGAGCAACGACAAAUUUUUCUUGACAUCGCAUGUCACUGCAUUGGUGAAGAAAGAAUCCCCACGUAUUACAUGUGGAAAGCUUGUCAGUUUUUUCCAAAAACUGGACUCGAUGUCCUCAUUCAUUUAUCUUUAAUAAAAGUCAUCAAAGAUGAUAGAUUAUGGAUGCACGACCAACUCAGAGAUCUUGGAAGAGAGAUUGUCAGACAAGAAAGCUUUAUAGCUCCUGGAAAGCGCAGCAGGUUAUGGUGUCCGACGAUUGCCUUAGAUGUGGUUCAGAAUAACCUGGGAACAGACAACAUUGUAGCACUCAAAAUCACAAGACUUGCUGACAGGCAUAAUUUUACAAGUGGUGAAUUUUCAAGACUGCCUAGUUUAAGGUUCCUCGAAUUGAAUGGGGGAAACUUUGUAGGAGACUUCAAAAAUCUUCUCUCUAAUCUAACAUGGCUCUCUUGGCAUCAUUGCCCUUCAAAACUACAUGCCGACAAUUUAUGUCUAAGGAAAUUGGCCAUUCUCAAGCUUUUAAAGAGCGAUCUUACUGAAGAUUGGAAUGGAUGGGGAGCAUGCAUGGUAAAUGAUAACCUGAAAGUCAUAUAUUUGGCAAGCUGCAAUUAUUUAAAGAGGACACCUGACUUCUCCAAGUGCAUAAAAUUGAAAAAACUGGUUCUAAAAAAUUGUACAAGAUUGGAAGAAAUCGAUAACUCUAUUAAUCAGUUAGGCCGCCUUAAGUAUUUGGAAAUUGAUGGGAAGGAUCAUCUGCCGCAAAGAAAUAUUUUUCCAGCCGUUCGUUUAUUACCAGACUCAAUUGGUGGUUUGAAAUCCUUGUUGAUGUUGAAGGUGGAAAAUCAGGAUGGUGUUAGAAAACUUCCACCCUCAAUAGGAGAGCUACUGGGCUUGAAGCAUCUAUCUCUAAGUGGGUGUUGCAACCUUAGAGAGCUUUCAGAUUCCAUUGGAGAGUUGAGAUCGCUCCUUCGUUUGAAAUUAGAAUACACUGGUGUAAGUGCAUUACCAGAUUCUAUUGGAAGACUAGAAUCUCUACUCGAAUUGGAUGUAUCUAAUACACCUAUUGUGGAAUUACCCCCUUCUAUUGGCAACCUUAGACGAUUGCAGCUCAUGAUUUUGUCUUCUAGUAAGAUAAGAGAGCUACCAAAGAGCAUAGGGACUUUGGAGAAUCUUGAGGAGCUACGUGCCAACGAGUGUGACAAUUUCAAGGGCAAAAUUCCUAAUGAAAUCGCAAGACUAUCCCAAUUGAAGGCUUUGAACUUGUCUUGGACAAAGGUUAGUAGACUGCCAAUGACAAUCAAUCGGCUCUUUAACCUUCGACAGCUUAAUUUAAGCCAUUGUAUGGGGCUUCAGUUAUUACCAAAUCUCCCCACAAGUUUAACAUACCUAAAUAUAAGGUCUUCAUCGUUGCAAGCAGUACCCGACCUCUCAAACCUCACUAACUUAGAUCAUCUAACAAUAAGUGAUCGUAUUUAUGCUGAUAUGUCCAUAACUAAACCAUUGUCCAUAAUUGAACGAGGACGAAUUCUACAUUCGAAUCUAGAGUGUCUCGGAAGGCUUCAUAAAUUGGAGCAAUUGGAGGUGGAUUUAUCCAAUUCUGACAUGCAUCCAACUAACUUGAGCUCCCUUUCUCAACUUAGGUAUUGUGCAAUAACUUGUACCGACCCACGGUCUCUGACUGGGUUUCCGUCCAAGUUAGUAAUAUUGAGCUUAAAAGAUGUGAAGAUCCCGAUAGAAUGGUCAAUGUUCUCCAACUUGGACAAUUUGUUUUUCUUACAGCUCUCCAGCUGUUGGUUAGGAGAGAUUGAGCUUGACAAUGUGCUCGGACAGCUAAAGAAACUCCAGCAACUAUUAGUGCGUGAGUGCGACGCGCUUGUGAGGAUAUCCAAUGUAUCGAGCUUAAAAGAGCACCAAGAGCUGCGGGUGGAGCACUGCCCGCAACUUAUUGAGAUUGAAUUUGAACGGCCUUCAACUAGAGAUUGCAGUUCCACAGAAAGGCCCGUCCCUGAUACUCUGAAGCCAGAGAAGCUAGGGUGGUUGUCAGUCAGAGGUUGUGCAUCAUUGCAAAAGAUACCAAAUCCACGUCGUACGGAUGUUUUGAGAUGCCCGAUGUUACAUGGUUUUGAUGACUUUAGGCGUCGUUUAUGAUAGAGAAAGGAUGGGCCCAAUAGAGCUUUCGAGCCUCAUCGACUAACUAUGGGCCUCUUCUAAAAAAAAAGGCCUCAGCCUACUACGGGCCUCUCUUGAGACAAAUGCUUUCAGCCCAGGGACCUUAGCCCAUCUUCUUGUUCCUUUCUUGAGUUGGUUCGUAGGGAAAAUCAAGAGCAGAAACGAGAGAGGGAGGAGCGAGUCGGCAAAAGAAAGAGAAAACAGAAGAAAAGAGUGUGGAAUCCGAGAGUGAGCAGAAGGGACUUUUGGCACGAUUUAGUUCGGAGGCCACGAUGAGCUAGAUUGAUACCGUUUUGAAGCACUCGGAUUAUGUUGAUGAUUUUAUCCUCCUAUCAUAAUCAUCUAAAAUCAUUGAAGAGUUGAGAGUAAGCAUACAUGUUCUCGGGAUGUCUUGUGUGGCCAAAGCCACCGACUGACAUUAGUGGAGACCUAUGCCUAGGAAGGAAUCUUGCUGUCGACAAAUAAGAAGAAAGCUGCAUCAGUGGAGGCAUCUUAGAAAUUUAAUUUUGGGUUAAUGUUGGUAAUGCGUUGAAGACUGCAUCCUUUGGCUCGAAGGACGAUUGUGCCAUUUUUCCUAUGUUUGUACAGUUGGGGUGUGACGGUUUUAUCAAUUUGUCCUUUUUAAGCUUUGUUCAGAAACAUCAAGCUAUGCGAGUAGUCAUUGUUUGGACUUGUUAUUGUGUACGGCAUAAGUCAAGAGGUUGUGUGAGAGAAUGAUAUUGCUUUCUCUUGGUGUUAUUUGCUUCAACUCUUGUUCUUACUUAUAUGGUCUAUAAUAUAUAUGUGUGUAUAUAUAUGA